AUGAAAACAUUUACUUUAUAUAUGAAGAUUUCUACAUUAUUUCUUUUAAUUUGGAUGUUCCAAUUCUUUUAUAACUAUGAUUCUAGUAAAUCUUUGCUUGAUCAAAAUACGUUAAAUAUAAAAAGUUGUUUAAAUUAUGAAAGAAUGUUAGCGGAGGGUAGUACAUCAGAAUGUGAAGAGCAAAGUGAUGCUGAAGAAUUUGUAGAGGAAAAUUCAUCAGAUGAAGAAGACAGUGAAGUUAAAGAUGUACUUGCACUUAGUAAAGAUGUGAAAGAUAGAUGGUCUAAACUCAUUGAUAAGAUGUGGGAACAAUACCAAAACGAGACAUCCAUGAUGAGUAAGAGAUGGAGAGGGCGCAAAUGGCAUAUUGAUUGGCAUAUAAUUUCAUCUAAAAAAAUUAAUGAUCUGCAUACAUUGAUUCUUGAACUUGGAAAACCAAGUGAAGAAAGAAGAGAAUUAAUUGAUAAAACAUUUAAAGAACUUCAAGAGGAUUUUUCCAAAUUUUUACAUGAUUGUAAGGAAGAAUGGAAAAAACAGCCAAAACAAAAAAAAAAAGUAAAAACUAGAAAACGUAAAUUAAGGAAAACAAAUGCACCAGUUAAGGAAGGUAAAAUAGAAGGAAAAAAAGAUUUUGAGACAUUAUCAAAGGAAAAUAUAAGUUAUAAAGAUAAAAUGGAAGGAAAAAAAGAUUUUGAGACAUUAUCAAAAGAAAAUAUAAGUUAUAAAGAUAAAAUGGAAGGAAAAAAAGAUUUUGAGACAUUAUCAAAAGAAAAUAUAAGUUAUAAAGAUAAAAUAGAAGGAAAAGAUUUUGAGACAUUAUUAAAAGAAAAAAUAAGUUAUAAAGAUAAAAUAGAAGGAAAAAAAGAUUUUGAGACAUUAUCAAAAGAAAAUAUAAGUUAUAAAGAUAAAAUAGAAGGAAAAAAAGAUUUUGAGACAUUAUCAAAAGAGAAUAUAAGUUAUAAAGAUAAAAUAGAAGGAAAAAAAGAUUUUGAGACAUUAUCAAAAGAAAAUAUAAAUUAUGAAGAUAAAAUAGAAGAAAAAAAGGAAGACCAUACUAAAAAGUGUCAAGUUUCCCUUAACCCUCAGGAAGCUAAGUGGAUAGAUGAUUUGAAGAAAACUCUGGAAAAUUUGCAAAAAAAAGAAAGUAAACAAUUGGAAGAGGCUAAUGAUAAAUACAAAGGGGAAGAUUUUAUAAGCAAUGCCACUACCAUUAUGAAAAAUAAUAAUGAUUAUUGGACAAAUUAUUUGCGUGUAAAGAUAAAUCAAUUAAAAGAUCAAUAUGGAUUAAAAGGUUAUGAUGCUAAAUGA
Plasmodium gallinaceum is the source of this 1308-nucleotide messenger RNA. Its product is annotated as fam-g protein. The transcript is spliced from 2 exons. NCBI's taxonomy places the organism in Eukaryota, Apicomplexa, Aconoidasida, Haemosporida, Plasmodiidae. The record is from RefSeq and is a predicted model, not a curated record. Bases 1 to 1308 code for a protein of 435 amino acids.